Symbiodinium natans is the source of this 2238-nucleotide messenger RNA. Lineage: Eukaryota; Dinophyceae; Suessiales; Symbiodiniaceae. The record is from the annotation of a GenBank genome assembly.
AUGGUGCGCCACUCCCGGAGCCGGAGCAAGAGCCGCGCCAGCCCGGAUCGGCGCUCCGAGCCAAAGCGGUCCCCUGAGCGCCGGCGGCGGCGCAAGCGCUCAGAAAAUCGGCAGCGACUGAGGAGCCGGCCUCGCUCAGCUUCAGCGCCAGCGCGCUCGCGCUCUGCGUCGGCCAAGAAUAACCGAUCUCCGCCCAGAUCGCCUCCUCCGCGAUCGCCGGCACGUAGGCGGAAGAAGUCCAGAUCCGGCGCCGGCAAAAGCAGGGAUCGGAGCCGACCCCCUCGCUCACCGCGCAGUCGCAGCGGUGCCCGAAGGAGAAGUCGUGGACGAAGGCGACCCCGCAGCCGAAGCCGCGACGAUGGAGGAGGGCGUCGCCGCGAACCGCACCGGCCAAAGAAGCCCGAAGGAUGUAAGACAAUCUGGGUCGGUUGGGUAGACAAGAAGCCUGAAGAGGAGGAGCUUCAGGACUUCUUCAAGGACUGCGGCAAGAUCGUGGAGGUCAGAUGCAGUGAGCGCCACGUGCGUGGCUACUUCGCGCACGUGCAGUUUGAGGAUACAAGGAAUGUGGAUGACGCGAUGAAGAAGCAAGGUGAUGACUUCAUGGGUGUCAAGAUCCAGAUAGACUAUGCGUACAUGGACAAGGUAGCCUUCAACCCGAAGCUGGAAGCCGAGGCACCUAGCAGUCGACGAUACCGGCCGAAAAGCGUGAAGCCCCCGAACGGGCACACGCUCUGGGUCGGCGAUGUGUCCAUAGAGGCAUCUGAGCAGGACAUCAUCGAUCUCUUCGAGCCGUGUGGUGAGGUUGAGAUGAUUUGCCUGCAGGUCAACCAGCUGAGAAACGGCAAGUUCGGCCAUGUCAAAUUCUUUGAGACAGAGGCUGUUGACAAAGCCGCAGCACUGGCUGGCACACCAGUGCAUGGGGUCCCUAUUCGUGUUGAUUUCGCAGAGGACAAGCCACUAGCUGCGUACCGAGUUGGUAAAGAUCGCACGGUCCCGGAGACGCAGAAGCCGGAGGAUUGCCGAACGAUAUGGGUCGGUGGUCUUCCUGGAGAAGUCACCGAGGAGGAGAUACGGGAAAUCUUCGGCAAGUGUGGUGAGAUUAGAGAGAUCCGGCUGGACAAGAGCAAGCGCAGCGGAACGCUCUUCUGCCACAUCGAGUUCGCCGACACGACCUGCGUCGACCGGGCCAUCCGCCUCUCCGGGGAACGAAUAGGCUCGUCGAAGAUCAGGGUGGACUACGCGGAGAACAGGGGUCCGGGUCCACCUGGCUCAAAGAAGGCUGGCAUGCCAGGUCCGCCCGAUGGCUGGGGCCCUGGCAUGCCAGGCAUGCCACCACCAGGCAUGCAUCCAGGAAUGCCACCGCCUGGAAUGGCACCUCCUCACUGGAUGGGGCCACCACCCGGACAUCCCAUGGGACCUCCACCCCACGUCAUGCCUCCGCGGAUGGGGAUGCCGGGCAUGCCACCCCACAUGCCGCCGCACAUGCCACCGGGGAUGCCGCCGCCGGGCGCCGGUCCGCCAGGAGGGCCGCCCCAGGCUGCGCUGCCGUCCAGCGAGUCCCCACUUCCUGGAGGGCGCGCCAAGGCCGCGCCCCCGAGCGCGACACCUGGAGACGCACCACCAAACGGCGAGGGCAAAGCAUCCCCAGACGGGCCUCCAGGCCAACUUGGGCCCCGACCCGAUGGACCUCCUCCCAGCGUGCCACCUCGACCACUCGGGCCUGGUCCUCCACCUGGCGCCUUUGGCCCUCCGCCGCCUCACCUGGCAAUGCGUGGACCACCUCCCGGCUACCCGCACCGGCCACCACCGGACUAUUACGCGAGGCCGCCGCCCGACUACGGUGCACCAUAUGGCCCGCCUCCACCGCACAUGCACGGACCUCCUGGAUACCCACCUCCUGGCUAUCCACCCUACGACUACUAUGGCCGACCGCCUGGGCCAGAUCCUUACUAUGGCCACCCUCCUGGCUAUCCACCACCUGGGUAUCCACACUGGAGGCCACCCCCUGGCCCUGAACCGCAUGGCCAUCCGCCCUAUGGCCCGCCUGGCGCACAUCCUCCGGCUCCGGCGGCCAAGAAAGGUGCCAGGGGCAGAAGCCGUAGCUACAGCUCGUACAGCUAUAGCUACAGCUAUAGCCCAAGCCCAGAAAGACGAGCCAAAGCAGGUGCGCCCCCUCCAAAGGCGGCGCCUGGCCCGGGGGCGGCUCCGGCGCCAUCAGCCGCUCCGGCUCCGAGCUAG